Molecule: messenger RNA, 1499 nt
Organism: Uranotaenia lowii
Lineage: Eukaryota; Metazoa; Arthropoda; Insecta; Diptera; Culicidae
Gene: Dcps
Product: m7GpppX diphosphatase
Exons: 3
Coding region: 204-1499 (431 amino acids)
Biological process (GO): deadenylation-dependent decapping of nuclear-transcribed mRNA
Cellular component (GO): nucleus; P-body
Molecular function (GO): hydrolase activity; RNA 7-methylguanosine cap binding
Source: RefSeq, a predicted model, not a curated record
AACACACGCACACUCCCACAAAAAAACCGAAGCUGCAGAAAUUUGAAGAUCGCCGCGCAGAUUUUAAAGUUACGUUUUCCUGAGUUAAGUCGUUCUGUUGUGUUUAAAUUUGUUAAACUGGUUAGAUAUCAGUAAAUCUUGUUCUGUGGACCUAAAAGUGAAUCCUGUAUGCCAUUAGCUAACCAGUUACAGGAAACUUGAACAUGCUAGAAGACCUCGCCAAUCAAAAUCAAUCGUCGCCAUCGUCAGCAGCAAAUCAAACGAACGAAAACAGCACCAAUACCAACAACAGCACAUCCGCUGUCGUCGAAGACGCCACCACAUGCGACGCCAAACGGGGCGACGACAAUGAAGGUUCCAAGCGUCGGCAUCAAGGUCAGUCAACAUCCACAGAUGGAAGUUGCGCCAACACAGCUAAUGGUGACGAUUGCAAGCAGCCAUACGAUUUGGGUUAUUUUGUCCCAGAUCGCAUUCUAAACAACAACAGCGCUCAGAAAUCGGUCUCGCUUGUGGGCCAUUUCACGAAUUUAUCUGCAAAAGGUGACGGGAACGAUUACGCCAUCGUCGUAUUGGAAAAGAAGGCAUUUACGGAGCAGCAAUUGCUUGUCUCGUCGGUGACGAAAGCAAAUUCCGACGGCGACAACGAAGGCGAUCAGCGUUCAGCAACGUUGCCAAAAACAAAAGCCAACAGUGAAAGUGAAACUGCAUCAGUGGAAGCAUCGAGGUGCUUCAGCUUCUUCUCAUCGGCUUCCAGGUUAAAGACCGAAUUCAUCAACGAUAUCUACGGCAGCUUCCAGUGCGUGACCGAUCCGGAAAUCAAUCAACUCAAAGUAACAAUAAUCUACCCAGCCAACGAGAAGCUGAUCGUGAAAUACUCCGCUCAAGAAAUCUAUCUUAUUGAAGAAACUGCUCACGAUUAUCAGACCGUGACAUUGCCCCACUUGAACCAGGAACAGCUGAGCCUGGAGUGGCUGUACAACGUGCUCGAGCAUCGCAAAGAAAAAGAACGUAUCGUAUUCGAGGACCCAUCGGACGACACCGGUUUCAUUCUCCUGCCGGACCUAAAAUGGGACGGUAGAACCCUUGAACAGUUGUAUCUGCUAGCAUUGGUACGACCACGUGGUAUUAAAUCGUUGCGUGAUCUCACUGCUGCCCAUCUACCUCUAUUGAAAAACCUCCGGGACAAAGGAACUGCAGCCAUAAAAGAACGCUACGGUCUAGCGCCGGAUCAGUUGCGAGUCUACCUGCACUAUCAACCCAGUUUCUACCACUUACACGUUCACUUUACCUAUCUAAAGCACGAUCCCCCAGGAAUCAAGUGUGAGAAAAGUCAUCUCCUAAGCACGGUUAUUUCCAAUCUAGAAUUGUUACCGGAAUACUACCAAAAAUCAACAUUGGCUUGUGUCCUUAAGGAAACAGAUACACUGUACGCGAAGUUUAAAGCAGCCCGAAGCGGAACCGAAGAACCCGAGGCUAAAAGGGUUAAGCUAGCAGAAUAG